Molecule: messenger RNA, 1590 nt
Organism: Yamadazyma jaroonii
Lineage: Eukaryota; Fungi; Ascomycota; Pichiomycetes; Serinales; Debaryomycetaceae
Source: the annotation of a GenBank genome assembly
AUGAUAAGAUCUCAGAUCAGGUAUGCACCACGAUCUCUAGUCAGAUUCAAAUCUGAUUGGAAAGCAUACGGUAGCCUGGAAAAUUCGAAAAAAGAUGGAGAUGAAACAAAUCAGUUAUCAAAGAAAGAUUCCAACGACGUAAGUGAGUACAAGGUUAAGUCAGCUUCAUCACCUGCAGCUCCUGCUCCAAUGAAUAAUAAGGAUGUCAACAGUUACAUGAAGCGCAAUAAUAAACCAUACUUACCAAAGUUGAAACAUGAGAGGCUUGCUUACGACUACCCAGGAUUACCCAACCAAGAUGACUUCACCAAACAAGCCAAACAACUCAAGGUAAAAGAAGUCAAUAGAUGGAGAAGAUAUAUUCCCAAGAUUUUAACCGGUCUUUUCGUUGCUUGGGGUGCAUAUUCAGUUAAAGUUUGGUAUUUUGAUGGUGAAGAAAAUUCUGAAUCAAAAGAUUUAUUAAAUCCCGAAGAAUUCCACAAAUUCAUUGUUACCCACAAAGAACAAAUAGAUGAUGAUCAUUAUUUGAUUGAAGUUACCCCCAAGUAUAAUCAUUGGCAAUAUAGUCUCUUUUCCAACUAUUCACAGAAAUCAAUCUGGGAUGGGGAUAAAAUUUGGUCAGUUGAAAUCAAGCAACCUCAAAUAAUGGUUGUGAGAUCAUAUACUCCUUUACCUUUAUAUUUUAUGAAGUCUGAGUAUACUAGGUCGGGUGAGAAGAAACCUUUAUUGAAGGUGAUCACCCCUGGAAAAGAAGAUUACGAUAGAGGUGGAGUGAUGACUUUUUACAUCAAGAAGUAUGACGAUGGCGAAGUUUCGAAAUACAUAGUCAAUAAGAAAGUGGGAGACGAGUUAGAAUUGAGAGGCCCAAACACGGAAUUCAAAUUCCCGUACCACCCUUUGAAAAAGUUUCACGAUAGACCAGUAUUCAAAGAUCUACCAUCCAAGGUCGAGCCAGAAAUUUACCUCGACAAAAUCAAGUCCGUUAAUAACAUACCAGACUUUGACAAUUUGACAUUUUAUUGCGCUGGAACUGGUAUAGCUCCUGCUUUGCAACUUCUUAUGACCAGAAACCCUUAUCGUGGGUUUGUGGAUUUGCAUUAUUCUGCAAGGAAAUCAGGUGAAUUGGGACCGUUAGAGAGAUUUCUUUUCUUUUUAGAAAAACUUGACAGAGUCAAGGUCCAUACCUACUAUGAUAACGAAGGAGAGCGUAUUGACUCCAAAAGUAUUACAAAAGCACAAAAACCCAACUUUGUGAGUCCGAUGAGACAAGAGAUGGCCGCUGAAGCAUCUAAUUUUUCACCACAAGAAGCUUUGAAGAUUAGACAAAAAGCUUUCGAAGAAGAGGAGCCACACCAAGAAUCAGCUUUCAAGGGAAAAAUAGUCAUGUACGAUAAUGCUAUAGAACAAGCCAAAGUCACAAGCAAGCAAAACAAAGCUCCUCCAGCUCUUUCGUUAGUUUGUGGUCCCGAUGGAUAUGUAGAAUAUAUUUCUGGGCCAUUGAAGAGAGACAUGAAUGAACAGGGACAAAUCGGUGGUUUGUUGGGCAAGAAAAAUUGGGACAAUUCCAAUACAUAUAAACUUAAUAACUAG